GCUCUCCUGCAAAGACAGAAAGGAUCUUUUUUUCUUUCUUUCUUUCUGUCCUGACUGCUGAAAAUGUUUUGGAAAUUUAAGUUUUCCAAAGAUGGAGCAGAAGUUUGUGUUCGAGCCACAGCUGGAGCCGUCUGAUGUGGGCUUUUCCAUCGGAACAUUUCCUCUGUAACACUCACAGCUGUCUGAUGUGACCGUGUUUUGUUUUCACCACCUGGAAAGUCAGUUUGUGUGUGUGUGUGUGUGUGCUCUUAACUUUCCGUUAAAGAAGAGCCCCGGUUACCUGGUGGGAGGGUCAGCCCCGCCAUGGCGCACGCACAUGCGCGCACACACUCUCCCGGUGUGUCGGUGUGACCGAGGAUACAGAUGGACGUGAACAACGAAGGGACCUUCUGCGUCAUCUCAUCCGACUACCGGAGAAGCCCGGUCCGGUCCUAACCGAGGUGGUCCAGGCUACAGGCUGUGGGUGUGUUGGCACUGCAGAGACAAGUACCUGAAGAUUGGUUUGUAGACCACAUACGUGGACAUCGCCACAAUGAAUGAGCGGCAGGCUCUCCACUCUAUAAUGAAGGACCUGGUUGCCCUCCAGAUGACGCGGCGCCAGCCUGUGUUGUCUUAUGACAGCGGCAAACCCAAGACACCGGCCCAGGCCAACAGACAGGACGAUGUCAGGAUAAAGUUUGAGUUCUCAGGAGAGAGGAGGAUCCUGAUGUUUGGACGGCCUGUACAGUUCGAGGAAAUCCAGCAGAAAGUCAAGACUGUCUUUGGCCAGCAGCUAGACCUGCAUUAUAUGAACAAUGAGUUGUCCAUCCCUCUGCGAGGUCAGGAUGACCUCGACAAAGCAAUCGAUCUGCUGGAUCGAAGCUCCAACAUGAAAAGCAUCAAGAUCCUGCUGCUCACACAGGAGCACAGCAACGCCUCCUCCCCCUCUCACCACGUUCCAUGUAAACAGGUGAGGAUCAAGGCCUCCCAGUCCACUGGAGACGUCAGCACGGCGUACCAGUCCUCAGAGCCCAGAGGGCGUCAUCUAUCAACUGGUUCUCAGAACACAGGGCGUAGCUCGCCGCCUCCUGGCUACGUGCCUGAACGCCAGCAGAGGAUCGCCCGCCAAGGUUCAUACACCAGCAUAAACAGUGAGGGGGAGUUCAUCCCCGAGACCAGCGAUCAGUGUGUGCUGGAUCCCUGGAGCAGUGCAGAAAACUCUGUCUCUGGAAGCUGUCAGUCGCUGGACAGCAACUCAGACAGCCCCUCGAUGAGGAAGUCACGAAUGCACAGAGCCAAGAGUUACCCUGAUAAUCGUCAGGAGUGCUCAGACAGGGAGAAUCAUGUGUAUGACAGGGUAGCGGGGAAGGGAGGCACCUAUCCUCGUAGGUACCACGUCUCCCUGCAUCAUAAAGACCACAGCGAAGGUCGGCGAACAUUUCCACGGAUUCGUCGCCCUCAGGGGAACCUUUUUACUCUGGUGCCUUCACGACGGUCGCUCAACGGCAGCGAGGAGAGUCUUGGCAGCUGGCAGCUGGUCGACGCCCAGGGCAGACUACGUCCCCAGGAUCGCUCUGUCGCCCAUAAAUCGCCCAGCGCUCCGGUGACGUGGCGGCGGGGGAAGCUUCUGGGCCAGGGAGCGUUCGGCCGGGUUUACCUGUGUUACGAUGUGGAUACUGGGAGGGAACUGGCUGCUAAGCAGGUCCAGUUUGAUCCUGACAGUCCUGAGACCAGUAAGGAGGUCAGCGCCUUGGAGUGCGAAAUCCAGCUGCUGAAAAACCUGCAUCACGAGCGAAUUGUUCAGUACUACGGAUGUCUGAGGGAUCACAAUGAGAAGACCCUCACCAUUUUCAUGGAGUACAUGCCAGGGGGUUCAGUCAAAGACCAGCUGAAGGCCUACGGGGCUCUUACGGAAAACGUGACCCGCAAGUACACGAGACAGAUCCUGGAGGGCAUGUCCUACCUGCACAGUAACAUGAUUGUACACCGAGACAUCAAAGGUGCCAACAUCCUGCGGGAUUCAGUCGGCAACGUGAAGCUUGGAGAUUUCGGCGCCAGUAAGAGGCUGCAGACCAUCUGCAUGUCUGGCACCGGCAUCCGCUCUGUGACCGGGACCCCCUACUGGAUGAGCCCCGAGGUGAUCAGCGGAGAGGGCUACGGCAGGAAGGCUGAUGUCUGGAGCCUCGGUUGUACGGUGGUGGAGAUGCUGACAGAAAAGCCUCCGUGGGCUGAGUACGAGGCCAUGGCAGCGAUAUUCAAGAUCGCCACGCAGCCCACCAACCCGCUGCUGCCCUCGCACACCUCCGACCAGGCGCGAGACUUCAUCCGCUGCAUCUUCGUGGAGGCCAAACACAGGCCGAGCGCUGAGGAGCUGCUCAGACAUCCCUUCUCCCAGAUCUUGUGCUAAAAAAGCUGCCCGGUUUCUGAACUUUAACCCGCAGUGUAGCACAGUAGCCUCAGCAGUAUCUGUAGCGUCCUUUUGAAAAACCCAUCCGGACGUGGAACUGAUCCGGAUGUCAGCGUUAAACCCACCGCUGAGCACAUUUACAGAUGCUUCAAAGAAGAUUCAGUCUCUUCUUACGCAGAUCCAAAGGACAGCCAGUAUGUGCUCUAACGAGAGUCGCCACCAGGGGGAAACAAAACACAGGUUAAGCACCCGGUGGUGCUGCUGAUCCUCCUCAGAUACAAACACUCAUGCACACACACUCCAAACGAUGCUCUCCAAAGGCGACAACAUGGAGUAAUAACUCAUGCACCAGUUGUGUCUUCAUAAAGUAUUCACUCCAGUGUUUACAUUCACUUGUUGGGCAGUUCUGAGAAACGCCAGGAAUCCCUGAAGCGGCUAAACAUUCAGCUGAGCAUCAUUUUAAAAGACACAGCAGGCCUAAAGCUCAAACUUUGCCCAGUGUAUGUUUAACACCACUGGUGCACUACAGUGUUAAGUGGACAGGAUUUUUCUGUUUUUUUCCAUCUUUGAUGACGCCGUUUAUCUCUGUCCCCCCUUUUUUAUUUUUUUUUAAACAAAGAAAACUCCACCCUCAGAGCUAUAACUCAACUAUAACUGCUAAAAUCUACUUAAGCUAUUUGUGAUGCAGUGAUUGCAUUUCAGGCUUCAUGUUUUGCAUCGACCGGGUGAAAAAUAGAUGAAUUGAUGUCAUGUGGAGAUAUGUCUUGAGUAGCUACACUGGAGUUUAAUAGCAGAGGAAUGUUCAUCUGUUGAAAACAUCAAUAGUAAAUGAGCCAGAGCGUGUUUUGGUUUCAGAAUUCAGGCAUCAUUUAAUAAUGGUUUAGUAAUCUUACAAGAAGAAAUUCAUGAUAAGAGCCAAAUACACAAAUUUCUCUGCUGACAGUAGCUUCAGUAGUUCAUAAUGCACCACAGUUUGUUUUUCUUCUGUGUCACCAGUACAGUCACACGUCUAAGCAUCCUUUUCUCUGAAAAAUGAAAGUUACCUGUCGAUAUUUGAAACAACACUUAGCUCUGUUCUGAAGGUAUUUCCAUGAAUCCCAGAGGUUCUUCCGAUAAUCUGGAUGAAAAAUUCUUCUUUCUGCUGCACAACAGAAAAAGAUAUUUAACCCUUUUUUUCCCAAAAUUGUUUCCUAAUUCAGGCAGCUGGAAAUGACAUUUCUCCUUGCUCUUUUUUUGUAAAACAAAAGAAAACUUUGUGUGUACACAAAUAACAAAGUAACAUCAAAAAAAGACAAUUAGAAUUUAGACUUUGGUCGUAUAAAUUACCAUCAUCCAUCAUCUUUAUCUGGAUUAGAAAACAGAGUUACAACUUGAGAAACGGGUUAAAAAAUCGCAGCAAACUGAAUUUGUUUUUCAUCCAGACGGUUAGAAAAGUCUUCAGGAUUCUGUAAAUACCUUCAGGACGGAGGUUAGUUGUGUUAAAUGACCUGUUAGGUUUUUUUUUAUAAGAUCAUAAAGUAUUUAUUUUUCUGGGAAUCAGAUGCUCUGUGAAUUUAAUGUAGUGUUGCUACAUGAGGGGCAUAAAACUGGCGGCUGUAAGACUCAAGAUUUGAGUCAAAGUUAUUAAAUUUUCUCCACAGAAAAAAAA
Thunnus maccoyii (southern bluefin tuna) is the source of this 4034-nucleotide messenger RNA. RefSeq names its product mitogen-activated protein kinase kinase kinase 3 (gene map3k3). Gene Ontology annotation, biological process: protein phosphorylation. NCBI's taxonomy places the organism in Eukaryota, Metazoa, Chordata, Actinopteri, Scombriformes, Scombridae. The coding region runs from base 533 to 2386 and encodes 617 amino acids. The transcript is spliced from 17 exons. Gene Ontology annotation, molecular function: protein binding; protein kinase activity; ATP binding. The record is from RefSeq and is a predicted model, not a curated record.